Molecule: messenger RNA, 2496 nt
Organism: Mercurialis annua (annual mercury)
Lineage: Eukaryota; Viridiplantae; Streptophyta; Magnoliopsida; Malpighiales; Euphorbiaceae
Exons: 7
Coding region: 1149-2222 (357 amino acids)
Molecular function (GO): phosphatidylinositol transfer activity
Source: RefSeq, a predicted model, not a curated record
UCUGUCCUAAUUAUAAAUUUUGUGUUAUCUUUUGGUUCUGUUGGUUUUUGAUCGUUAUGUAUUAUCUUUAUCAUGUCAGUAAUGAAUCACAUUGGAUUAUAUUACUAACAAAAUUUGGCUGCUACCAACUGUCAAUCUAGAAUUAUUGGUGGUUUAGAUCAGAGAUUACUGUUUUUGCUUUAGAUGGCUUUUUAUUGGUUCACCGUUGAAAAUGAUUCUGUUCAGUUUUUGUUAAAAUAUGAGAAUGUUUGUGUUACUCUCAGUUAUUACUUAUCUAGUGUUAAAGUGAAAAUGACCUGUGUGUAUGAGAGACGGUAGUGAUUAUAGAUUGUUGCUUUAGACAAACAUUGAACACUUAUACUGUAAGUGUAAAAUUGUUAAUCAAUAUAUGAAUUUCAAGUUGAACCGAAGCGGGUCCUAAUUGAUAGAUUUUGCAAUAAUUCCAUGCAAUUUCGAGUAUGGGAUUCGAAAUGAAUUCUUUCCUCAGUUUUUAAAUUAUUGAUUAUGGGAAGUUUGAAAAAAAGAGGAAAUUCUUGCAAAUCAAAGCCAUAAAUCUUAUCAGCCUUAGUUCUAAAUAGGAUGGAUAUGUUUUCCAACAACAAUAAGUAUACGACUUAGGUUUAGCUUUUCCUGAAUAGGAAAUGGGUGUGUCAAUAUGUACUUAACGUCAUGCCGAGUGUGGAAAUAACUAUGAGUUGUUUGGUGCACAUUGCUUGUAUUUGAAUAGAACUCUCUCACUCAAGUUGUGUGCCGAAAUAAGUAAAAAACUUAAUUGCGGUAAUUUACCAAGCUUUUGCUCAUAACCUUCAAGAGAUUACUAGGAUAUUAAGAUAUGAAUUCCUGUAUGUUAAUUAAGGUAUUGAUUACCUUACAACUGCAAUGAAUUUAACUUUAUUUAGCUCAUUUACAUGGCUCAAUUCUUUUGUUAAGUUGACUUGGUUUUACUGAUUUUGUAUUGCUCUAGAUCACAAAAGAUAUCUUCAUGUCUUGAUUUCUCUCGUUAACAUGUAAUCCAGCGAAUCACUUUGUGAAAAGGGACUAAUAAUAGAUGCAGAUAAAUGUUAUUUUGUUUAGCCCAUCAGUUGAUUUUUUUCCUUAAGCUGGAAUGAGAAAAAAAAAAUCUCCAUGCCUAUAUAAUCAUGGUCUAAAUGUUGGCUUUUAGGAAAGUGACAAUGAGUGAGGCUUUAAAGAAAUCUUCUUCAAAUGGUUUUGAGAAGUCUUUAACAACUGAAGAGCAGCAGGCGAAGAUUAAUGAGGUGAGGAAGUUGGUGGGGUCGCUUCCUGAGAAAUUGUCCAUUUAUUGCUCUGAUGCAUCGAUUACGAGAUAUUUGAAGGCGCGAAACUGGAAUGUGAAGAAGGCGAUAAAAAUGCUGAAAGAAACCUUGAAAUGGAGAGCAGAAUACAAACCUGAAGAGAUUCGUUGGGAAGAAGUUUCUUCCGAAGCACAGACAGGGAAGAUCUACAGGACAAGUUAUAUUGACAAGCAGGGGAGAACAGUUCUUGUCAUGAGACCCAGUUGCCAGAAUACGAAGUCCACAAAAGGACAAAUUAGGUACUUGGUCUAUUGCAUGGAGAAUGCCAUCCUAAAUUUACCACCAGAUCAGGAGCAGAUGGUGUGGCUUAUAGAUUUCCAUGGUUUUAAUCUCUCACAUAUUUCACUUAAGGUGACAAAGGAAACAGCCCAUGUUUUGCAAGACCAUUAUCCAGAAAGACUGGGUCUCGCAAUACUUUACAACCCGCCCAAGUUCUUUGAACCAUUUUAUACGGUGGCGAAAGCUUUUCUAGAGCCCAAGACUUACAAUAAAGUCAAGUUUGUUUACUCCGGCGAGCCAAACACCAUGAAAAUAAUGGAAGACGUAUUUGACAUGGACCAUCUUGAGUCUGCCUUUGGUGGCAAAGACAGUUCAGGUUUCGACAUCAAUAAAUAUGGGGAAAGAAUGCGAGAGGAUGACAAAAGGAUGCCUUCAUUUUGGACAAAAGGAACUCCGGCUUCAGUAAUACCGGAAUCAGCCCUAACUUCUGUUGCUUCCUUGGAUCUCAACAUCGACUUGCAAUCUGACACGUCGGAAAAUGAUGACACAGACAAUUCUCCACUUAAGAGGUCAGAUUCUGAAAUUGUGCCCCUAGAGGAAAAUGUGGCAGCAACUAAUAGUAGCACAGAAAUAUUGGAAAAAAAGCAUCCGCAGGAAAUCAUAUCCCAUGAUUUCAAAGCAGAUGCCUGACUCUAAUUCAAGUUAUGAUAACCCAAUAACAACUAUGUUAGCCCAGCUGACCUGUAAUUCUAGUGAGAGAGACUUUAAUCUCAAGAGGGUCUGUCCAGUUUUAUUGAUAUCAUAACAGUAUGGAAACUCAACAAAUUAUUUUUCUUAGUUGAGUUCAUGAAAUGGCGUUGAGAUCAGACAUUAAAUGCUACUACUAUAUUCAGUAUGUGAAUUUGCGCUGUUGUUAAAAUUCAAUUUCAUUAAAUUGGUUUGGCUUGGUUGGUUAUUCUUCUUA